Messenger RNA from Chrysemys picta bellii (western painted turtle), 400 nucleotides. RefSeq names its product histone H4. Gene Ontology annotation, molecular function: DNA binding; protein heterodimerization activity; structural constituent of chromatin. Lineage: Eukaryota; Metazoa; Chordata; Testudines; Emydidae. Gene Ontology annotation, cellular component: nucleosome. Gene Ontology annotation, biological process: nucleosome assembly. The record is from RefSeq and is a predicted model, not a curated record.
UUUGUGUUGCUCAGAGGUGCCAUUGAAAUGUCUGGUCGCGGCAAGGGUGGAAAGGGGCUGGGGAAAGGAGGCGCCAAAAGGCACCGUAAGGUUUUAAGAGACAACAUCCAGGGCAUUACCAAGCCUGCGAUCCGUCGUCUGGCUCGCCGUGGUGGGGUAAAGCGCAUCUCGGGGCUGAUCUACGAAGAGACCCGCGGGGUACUGAAAGUUUUCCUGGAGAACGUGAUCCGCGAUGCGGUGACCUACACAGAGCACGCCAAGCGCAAGACGGUAACAGCCAUGGAUGUGGUAUACGCCUUGAAACGCCAGGGGCGCACCCUGUACGGCUUCGGGGGUUAAAUCUCUAGCCCAGAAACCGGCCCAACUAUUGUAACCCAAAGGUCCUUUUAAGGGCCACCCA